GCCAGCUCCACACUAUUGUCAAACUCAGACAGAUGCCGACGUAAUUGCACGAACAUUGCGUAGUUUGUACGAGUGCUUUUAUUUACCGCGAUGAAAAACCAGCAAUGUACCUAUGCCGAAUCCGUCAAAGUUCAGCCGCGAUUAUAGAUGCCGUUAUAGAUUUAGAAAGGACCCCAGGCGCGCAGGAUUCAUUCACGAUUCAUGUGUAAGAAAAAUGCAUGCACUCAGCAUUUGCCGAUGAACUCUCAAAAUAUUUUUUUUAAUCUGUGCGCUCACCUCCAUGCUGCCUACUUACAAUUAUAUAUUUUUAAUUAUUUUUUUUGUCUAUUCUGUCAUGUUGGAUGACAUUCAAAAAUUAUUUUCACUUCUCCGCUAACAUCCCAAAGCGCGUGCUAUACAUAGGUACACAACAAUAUAAGUUUUUUUUAUAAAUAUUUACAAAAUGAAUCCUGAUGAUAGUUUGGAAGAAGUCGAACUUGAUAUAGAAGUUCCAAAAGAAGAGAAAGAGAAGACUGUGUGUGCUAGACUAAUCCUUACUGCAGAACAGGAAAACGAUCUACGUGAAGCGUUUAACUCCCUCGACCAUCUCGGUGAAGGAAAAAUAAAAGCUGAUGAUUUCCGCGUAGUCAUAAAAGCGCUAGGAUAUGAGCCCACAAAAGAAGAGUUGCUACAUAUGGUCAAUGCGGUGGACAAGGGCAAUACCGGGAAGCUGAGCUUUGAGAACUUCCAAACUGCCAUUAUGAGGAAGAUCAUGUCCCUCGAUACUGACGGCGACAUUAUGAAGAGUUUUCGUUUGUUCGACAUGGAUGAUAGCGACAUGGCAGAUGAAGAUAUAGAAGAAAAGUGUGAACAGCUUAUGAAUGUGGUUGUGGAUUCAAGAAAAAAAUUUGGCAAAAUGUGUGUCGACUAUGAACUGAAAUCAUCACUGAUGGAGAAUCAGAUGUUAAAGUUACAACUAGAGAUAAUAUCCAAUCAUAGAUUUAAGCCAAAACACACUGUGCCCGACCUAAUGGAAGACAACAACGAUAUGGAGAAUUUUGCAGUGGAAGUUAUGGAAAGACAACAAAAAAUUGAAAAUCUGAGAAAAAGGCUAAAAAAUACCCAAGAAGUAGUGUUGCAAUUGAAAACAGAUAAUGUUGGCAAGCAACUGCGGGAUCCAAUCACGGCAGAAGCUAUGUUAGAAAAAGCUAAACUAAAGAACUUAAAUUGAUACAUAUCAUUUAUGUUUGUAAAGUCAGUAAAGCAAGCAGUACAUAGUCUACUCUAUUAUAUAUAUAAUCAAAAUGUUAAACAUGAAUUAGGAAAGGUUAAUUUUUUAAAAUACUUUUUAUCUUCAGUAUUAAUAUUUCAAUGUUGCUGCAGGGUUUAAAAUGCUGACUAGUUGAUGAUUUUAUCAGCUCGAGUAAAUACAUAAUAAAUUAUACACCAAGAAGUCCUAAGUAUUAGUAUAAAACAAGUGAAAAUCCAUGCAUUAGUUUUGCAGUUUAUCAUUAACAGACAUGUGACAGAGGACUUUAUUUUGUAAUAUGUAAGGAUAAUGUUCCACAACUACUAUAAUUGUCGAGGGAUAUUUUAUCCUAACAUAGCUCAGUAAUCAGUGGUUCAAGAACCACCAUUAUUAUACUGGUUCUUUAACCACUGAUUAUGUUAUAGUCUCAUUAACUUAAUAAAUGGUAGGACUAAAUAAUACUCCAAAAUAUUACAAAAAUUUAUUUUAAGUAUCAUAUAGUAAUACCAUGUUUCCCUAUUACCUAAUUGUCUAAUAAAAGAUUAAAAUUACAUUUUACCACUCA
This is a messenger RNA of Plodia interpunctella (Indianmeal moth), 1793 nucleotides long. RefSeq lists its product as uncharacterized. Gene Ontology annotation, cellular component: myosin II complex. The coding region runs from base 443 to 1210 and encodes 255 amino acids. Gene Ontology annotation, molecular function: calcium ion binding. The record is from RefSeq and is a predicted model, not a curated record. The transcript has 4 exons. NCBI's taxonomy places the organism in Eukaryota, Metazoa, Arthropoda, Insecta, Lepidoptera, Pyralidae.